This is a messenger RNA of Adineta steineri, 1794 nucleotides long. Lineage: Eukaryota; Metazoa; Rotifera; Eurotatoria; Adinetida; Adinetidae. The record is from the annotation of a GenBank genome assembly.
AUGGUUCGCAUUAAUGCACCACAAACAACAACACCAACAUCAGUAAAUACUACUAUUAAUAAUGAUCCCGAUGAACAAGCAACAUUGAAUGGUUCUGUUGGAACAACAGGAGGUAGUACUCCAGCUACAAAUGAUUUUCAUCCAACAAAUAAUCCUAGUAUAAUGGAAGGAGUUAAUCGAGAAUAUGAAAUACCCAAUUUAUUUACUUAUAAAAAAAUUGAAUCAUUAGUUGAACGAAUGCAAGAUGAAAAUACUGGUUUACCAAUAAAAUCCGUCAAAAGUUUUAUGUCAAAAAUUCCCAGUGUUUUAACCGGUGGAGAUUUAAUACAAUGGGUUUUGAAAACACUUGAUGUUGAGGAUACAGCUGAAGCUGUACAUCUAGCUAAUCUUAUGUCAUCACAUGGCUAUAUAUUACCCAUUGAAGAUCAUGUAUUAACCGUAAAAAAUGAUGGAACUUUUUAUCGAUUUCAAACACCUUAUUUUUGGCCAUCAAGUCAUGGUGAAGCCGAUAAUAUUGAUUAUGCUGUGUAUUUAUGUAAACGAACGAUGCAAAAUAAAACUCGAUUAGAACUAGCUGAUUACGAAGCUGAAAAUUUAGCUAGACUUCAAAAACUAUUUGCACGAAAAUGGGAAUUUAUCUACAUGCAAGCUGAAGCACAAAUAAAAGUCGAUAAAAAACGAGAUAAAUUCGAACGAAAUGUUCUCGAUUCACAAGAACGUGCUUUUUGGGAUGUACAUCGACCAGCACCCGGUUGUAUCAAUACAACUGAUCAAGAUAUUAAAAAAUUAAUGCGAAGAAAAAUAUCUACUAUAACUCCACGUUUAUUAAUUGAUGCUUAUCGAAAAGCAACAACAGUAACAACAGUAAAUCCUGCUCCAGCAUCAGCUCUUGCAUUUGCUGCUAAUCGAAAUUUAAUUACAAUGACUGUUGGUUUAUUAACAACAGGACCAUCAGCAGCAAACACACCAACAACAACAAAUUCGAAUACACCAAGUAGUCCGCCACAAAUACGAGCAUCAAUCUUACGUGAAUGUGAUGAAAAUUUAUUAACUGAACAAUUAUUACAAGAAAUUGAAUUUCUUAAACAUCGAAUUGAUAGACGAUGUAUAAAAACAUCUAAAGUUUGCGAAAGUUUUGUUUCUUAUUUCGAACAAUAUGCUGAAUUUGAUCCAUUUAUUACAUUAUGUGAACCAUCAAAUCCAUGGAUAACUGAUUCAACUGAUCUAUGGGAAUUAGAAAAAGCUAGUAAUCCAAAAGAUAUAUCAUCACGACGUGUUAAACGUUGGGGUUUUUCAAUACAUGAAUUACUUAAAGAUCCAAUUGGUCGUGAUUAUUUUUGGAAAUUUCUUGAUAAAGAAUAUUCAAGUGAAAAUCUACGUUUCUAUGAAGCAUGUAUACAAUUACGUUUUCACACUCCACAAAAAGAUGUGCUUAAUCGAGUUAAAGAAAUUUAUAAUGAGUUUCUUUCACCAGGUGCUUAUUAUUCAAUAAAUAUUGAUCAACGUGUCAUGAAUUUAACAAAACAUAAUAUGGCUCAUCUUCCUAAUAGAUAUACAUUUGACGAAGCUCAGGAUCACAUCUUUAAUUUAAUGAAUCGUGAUACAUAUGCUCGAUUCUUACGUUCCGAAGCAUAUAAAGAAUUAUUACUAGGUGGAAAAAAGAAACUUGGACUUAAAUCAGGACGACUUUCAAUUGUUAUACGAAAUCCAACAGAAAGCUUUUCAAUUAGUGGUAGUACUUUACUCACCGGUGGUACUAAUGACAAGCAUUUAUUAGGAACUGGUCUUCGUUAA